AUGUCUGUCCAGGAUAGAGCCCAGGCCCAGCUGUCGCAGCUCGACAAGGAGCUGUCCAAGUACCCCGCACUCAACAACUUUGAGAAGCAAACGUCGGUCCCCAAGGUCUACAUGGUCCUCGGUCUUGCCGGCCUUUACUUCUUCCUCAUCUUCUUCAACAUUGCUGGAGAAUUCCUCGUCAACAUUGCCGGAUUCAUCAUUCCCGGUUACUACUCGCUCGAGGCUCUAUUCAGCGCAAGCAAGGUUGAUGACACUCAGUGGUUGACAUACUGGGUGACCUUUGCGUUCCUGACCGUUUUCGAGAGCGCCGUAAGCGCCGUUUACUGGUUCCCCUUCUACUACACCUUCAAGUUUGUCCUGAUCCUCUGGAUGGCCCUCCCCCAGACUUCUGGUGCUCAGAUGGUCUUCCGCUCUUUCCUCCAGCCCGUCUUCUCUCGCUACUUCUCCGCAUCAGGCUCCACCGCCGCCGACCUUCGCGCCAAGGCCGACUCAGCUGGCAAGCCUCAUGCCUCGUAG
Alternaria burnsii is the source of this 516-nucleotide messenger RNA. RefSeq names its product protein yop1. The record is from RefSeq and is a predicted model, not a curated record. The transcript is spliced from 5 exons. Bases 1 to 516 code for a protein of 171 amino acids. NCBI's taxonomy places the organism in Eukaryota, Fungi, Ascomycota, Dothideomycetes, Pleosporales, Pleosporaceae.